This is a messenger RNA of Cuscuta campestris, 1106 nucleotides long. The record is from the annotation of a GenBank genome assembly. NCBI's taxonomy places the organism in Eukaryota, Viridiplantae, Streptophyta, Magnoliopsida, Solanales, Convolvulaceae.
ACCAUUAAGAAUAAGAAGAAGAGUGAAGAGUUAAUAGAGAGAAGAAAUCAGAAAUAUAUUAUAUCUAUUCUCAUAAUAUCUGAGUAGUUUUUCUCUCAUUUUACAACACGUUAUCAGCACGAAUUUGCUCAACAUCCCAGAAACCUUGUUCUUCUUAUAGGUAUAUUUCAUCAAGAAAUUUUUUAUAUUUUUUAUAAAAUAAUUUCUCAAAACUAUGAGAAGUAUGCUCUGUGAUUGCCCAAAUUUGGGAUCCUUCACAUCAGAAAAUCUUAUUUUUCACAAAUUAAAACAAGAGAAUAAUGAGCUCUUAAUGAAAAAUCAUAACAUGAGGCCCACCGGUUGUAGCCCUACAAAUUUUGGCCAUCCUGAUCGUGGUUCAGCACCAGAAUCAAAUGUUAUCCAAGGUGGUGCUCGCGGACACUUUAAACGUGGACGCGGAAAUAACCGCAACAAAGGGCCGAACAGGGACUAUAAAAAUCCAAAUGGAUCAUCCUCCAAAGGAAAAGGAGAAUUCAAACCACCACAGGCUAAAACUUAUGAAAAGCCAAAACCAAGUGGUGAAUGCUACAAAUGUGGCAUAAAAGGACACUGGGCGAAUGAAUGUCGAACGGCAAAACAUUUGGUUAAAUUAUACCAGGCUUCCACAAAAGGAAAAGGGAAAAAUGUGGAAGCUAAUUAUGCUGAUGAUAUCAAUCCAAUUUUGCCUAAAUUUGACGUGUCCGAUUUCUACAUGGAUGAUGUUGAAAUUGGUGAUGAAGUGACCUUUGGUGGAACUACUACUAUUUAAACAUUUUCAUUUACUCUGUUAUGGUGUGUUUACUUUUUAAAUAAAUGUUGGAAAUUUGUAUUUUAUUUUCAUGUGUGCUUGUAUUAUUAUGUCUCUUCUAAAAAAAUAAUGAUAAUAAAAUACCACUUGGUUCAAAAGAUGUAAAACCAAGAAAACUUAAAAGGCAAGAGACAAUACUUGAAACAAAAGACGUUCAUUCUUCAAAGAAAGAAAAUGAACGAACCGAGCAUGUUGAUAUAAAAAAUAAUAUCAACGAACAAUUUGUUUCAAAUGAGGAUUUAACCAUCUCUGAAGAUGCGAAUAAUUCAGAUGAAGAUAG